Ylistrum balloti is the source of this 1407-nucleotide messenger RNA. RefSeq names its product transmembrane protein 106B-like. Lineage: Eukaryota; Metazoa; Mollusca; Bivalvia; Pectinida; Pectinidae. Bases 17 to 964 code for a protein of 315 amino acids. The record is from RefSeq and is a predicted model, not a curated record. The transcript is spliced from 6 exons.
UCUUUAGAAUAUCAGAAUGAACCAAAUAGGUGGAUCCAUCGACGGAGAUCGUCACAAGCUGGUGAAUGAUACAGACGACUCCGGUGAAUUUUCAGGCGACUCAUAUAGAACGACACCUCAAACAAAUGGACAUCACGUGCCACCGCCUCGUGAAAAUGUCAACAUUCGAUCGACCGAGGAAUUGGUCCUCAAUUCGUCACAAGUUGGUGAUGUAAGAGGGGUAGAUACAAACACAUACACCGAGCUACUGCGUGGAAGCGUCCCAUGCCCAACAUGUAGGGGAAAUGGAAGUAUACCAAAAGAACAAGAAGGACAGCUGGUGGCGUUGAUUCCUCUGAAAGACAAACGUUUGAAACCAAGAAGAACGUACCUUUAUGUAUGUUUGGCAGUGUUUCUCUGUCUGACUGCCGCAGGCCUUCUGCUCUUUUUCAUGUUCCCUCGGAAUGUGACAAUUGAAAGUAACAAACCAUUCCUAUAUCCUCAAAAUCUUUCCAUCGCAGUCCAAAGUGUCCAAUUCCUAAUCACAAAUCCAAUAAACAUCACUAAUCAGAAUUACUUUUCUGUGACUGUCAAUAGCAUAGCUAUGGCAGUGCUGUUUCGAACCAAAGUUAUAACCACUUCUAAUAACAAAAACACAACCACCGUACCGAUACGAGAUACAGUAUCAACUUCUGUAGAUGCCAAAAUCAACUUUAACGAGUUAAAUGAAUUUGGAUACAUGGCAAUUUUAUGCAAUGACACCAACACCUGGUUCCAUGAAUUUGUAAUGGUAUUCGAUUUUACAGUUAGUUAUAGUUACCUUGGACAUACUGAGAUGACAUCACUGACCACCUACCAAUCAGUCAGCUGUGGGAAUGAUUCAGCACCGGUCAUCAGUACGCACAAACCACAUCCACUGACCACUACAGAAAUUACCACUACAGAGAUGACCACUGCUUCAGAAGUGAUCACGAAGGAUGACUAGAAUUUUCAAGACUGUUGACUUUAUAUAAAAACAUUUUCCUCUGGUUCCCAUCUCUGAUAACCUGCCGCCACUGAAGAUAAUAUUCCAAGGUGACAUGGUAAAGCUGUUGACCUAAAGUGAUAUUAAUGUUGAUGAUUUACUUUAUAUUAUUGGUUCCUUAAGAUAUCAUUGUGGAUAGAUAAUUAUAUUUACUAGGUAUUAUAAUUCUUUGGAACCACAAAUUUUCAUUAUCAACAUUGAGUGAAAGUUCUUGGUCAUCUCUCCAGGUAUGUACAGGUAGUUCAGACCAAAGAGAAACGUCUUCCGUUUAUAAAGUAAUGUUUUUUCUGGUCCCAGUUUUAGACUUAAGUAAAGGUCCCAUAGUUCAAGAUAAAUGUCGUCAAAAACAAGCAAUAUUUGCUGUAUUAGUAAAAUACAAUACCAAUACAUGUAUAAAACACAGA